CCGCCCUUGCAGGAGUUUCCAGCGGCGGCUCCAGUCGCUGCAGAGAGACGGUCUCGCUGGCGGCUCCGUGGAGCUGGGAGGGUCCCUGCCGGACGAGUAGGCUCCGACCCCGGGCUGCCCCGGCCCCUAUGGCAGCCCGGAGCGCCCUGUAGCGCCGCCCGCCCCGGGCACCAUGGGGAACCAGCUGGCGGAGAUCGCGCCCGCGCCGCCCUUCCUGCCGCACUUCCAGGCGCUGCACGUGGUGGUGAUCGGGCUGGACGCGGCCGGCAAGACCUCGCUGCUCUACCGGCUCAAGUUCAAGGAGUUCGUCAAGAGCGCGCCCACCAAGGGCUUCAACAUGGAGAAGAUCCGGGUGCCCUUGGGGGGCUCCCGCGCCAUCGCCUUCCAGGUGUGGGACGUGGGCGGGCAGGAGAAGCUGCGGCCGCUCUGGAAGUCCUACACCCGCCGCACCGACGGGCUGGUCUUCGUGGUGGACUCGGCGGAGGCGGAGCGCGUGGAGGAGGCCCGGGUGGAGCUGCACAGGAUCACCCGGACUUCCGAGAACCAGGGCGUCCCCGUGCUGGUCCUGGCCAACAAGCAGGACCUGCCUGGGGCGCUGUCGGCCUCCGAGGUGGAGAAGCUGCUGGCCCUGCACGAACUGAGCGCCUCCACCCUCAGCUGCACCCAGGGCUGCAGCGCGGUGGACGGGCUGGGCCUGCAGCAGGGGCUGGAGAAACUCUACGAAAUGAUCCUCAAGAGGAAGAAAACGCUGCGGCACAGCAAGAGGAAGCGAUGAGCAGCCCCGGAGCUUGCCCCAGCCCCACCCAGCUGCCAGGGCGUUGCUUGUUGGGUGCAGGGUGAGCAGGUCCCGUGCCAGGCCUGGCUCACCCCAGCGUGGCUAAACCUCCCAUGUAGACAAGGACUUUGUUACGGGGCAGCGCCCUCUGGGGGGUCUGCGUGCCUGCCCGUGAACUCUCCUCCAUCCAGGAUUCGGGAUGGCUCCAAUGGGAGUGUGCUAUAGGGACUGGUCUGGACCUGUGCCCGUGGGCUGACCGGACACACAAGUGCCACAGCCAGACUGAGAGCAACGGCCCCUAAUGUGUCAAAAUCAAAUUUAAAGAGAGGUAGGGUGGGGUUAGGAGACGGCAACCUGAUGGCAACUUGCAUUAGAUGAAAACACUGCAAGUGGGUUUUCUAGGCGUGUGGGUGUUAACUUCCAUCAUUGCUACAGGAAAGGUGGGGGAGGGGAAUCUUUGUAUUACGGGGAUUUUUUUUUAUAAACCAUGUGUAUUUUUUUUUUUUUGUAGGAACUAAACAUAAGUUAUUAAACAGACAGAUUGGAUAGCUGGGAGUGGCUUUGAGUCUUCACUUUCAUGCUGUCCGAGUUCAUACUUUGUCAAGAUUCCACUUGGCUGGAUCUGGACAAAAGGUACAUUGGGAUUAAAGGCAGGACUGCCUUUUAUUGAAACCAAAGACCUCUGCUAAACAGUUGGCUGUCAUCUUUAAGGAAAGAAGGCUUUUAGACAUGAAGUGACAGAAAUCUAAUCUAUCCUUGUCUCCUGCUAAGGGAGGGAGCUCUUGUGAGGGUCGAAAGAAACCAACCAAGUCUCUGGCUGUUGCUCUAAUGAAUAGUAACAAAAACAUGACCCGAUGUUGUUUUCCAGGGCUGGUAAGCCCCUGCAGCUCCCAUCCAUGCCAGCAUUUGCAGUUUUAUGCAGCAUCUGGAGUUAUAACUAGCGAUGAGACAGAUUUUGCAAAGGAGAGAGAUUAAGCCUCAGGCCGUAGGUUUAAACCUGUCUUGAAUUACUGGAGUCCAGGAUGAGCCUUGAUGUGGGGGGUGGGGAAAGCAAAUUAUUUCACUCUGCUACUGUGGUGUUCUACCUUCCUCUGAUGCAUCAGGAGGCUGGACCAGAUCUAGUGAGGCAAUUCCUACUACCCCGUCCAUGGUAAAUCUCAGACAUUGCUCCCCUGAAACUCCAGACCUAAGUCGCCGUUUGAAGUGGCCUGUAUGGAGCUGAGUAGGUAUCAGGGGUGAAAAUGAGCUAGGAGCCUUUAAGUAAGUGUGAAAAGCCCAAGGCUUCUUCCUUCCCUCACACCCAACUGGCUGGGAUCAGAUGUGCUA
Messenger RNA from Trachemys scripta elegans, 2101 nucleotides. It is a transcript of the gene ARL4D, whose product is annotated as ADP ribosylation factor like GTPase 4D. The record is from RefSeq and is a predicted model, not a curated record. Gene Ontology annotation, biological process: intracellular protein transport; vesicle-mediated transport. Bases 173 to 775 code for a protein of 200 amino acids. Gene Ontology annotation, molecular function: GTP binding; GTPase activity. Gene Ontology annotation, cellular component: cytoplasm. The transcript has 2 exons. NCBI's taxonomy places the organism in Eukaryota, Metazoa, Chordata, Testudines, Emydidae.